This is a messenger RNA of Mizuhopecten yessoensis (Yesso scallop), 3101 nucleotides long. RefSeq lists its product as uncharacterized. The record is from RefSeq and is a predicted model, not a curated record. The transcript has a single exon. Lineage: Eukaryota; Metazoa; Mollusca; Bivalvia; Pectinida; Pectinidae. The coding region runs from base 152 to 1402 and encodes 416 amino acids.
GCGCAUGCCGAGUUAUACAGGCAGCGAAGCCUUCAAGUCCUAGCGUGCUACUAUACAGGUUAUUUAUUUAUCACCUACAUGAUCUCAUGUACCUCCAUUCUGAGGUUUUAUUCAGACGAAUGAAGUCGGUUAUUUACAGCAAUUCACUAACAUGGACAUUUUAAAGGAAUACAUUGUUGCUAACGAGUUUGAUAUGGCGUACGUCGCAACAGAAACUGGCGACGUACAGGUGGCUACUAGGGUAAACAAUGUAGGCGAGAAACGUAGAAAACUCAUUAUACAUUUUGACAUUCGAAAUACUGUGUUGGUUUCGGAUUCUGUUACCAAUGUGACAAUGGAGCAGGCUCUGAACAGUUUUCUGACAGGUGUUGUGUGGGGGAAGGAGCGUUCGAAAGGUAUGUGGGUAUGGGAGUCUUACGAAACGUCUUUAACGCCACCAUCUCCAGAUGCUAUAACAUACUACAAACACAUGGAGAGAAUUCUUGUUAAAACUCCAACCGACAGAUGGAAUCUUAGGUUGGUCACUGGAGAUUUUACUCAAAACAUCGGAAAGGCUUUCAUGCCGUAUUUCACCUCGACUUUGGACGCGUUGAGGUGGAAACACGAAGUGACCGCAGAACACGAAGGAAUGACAAUGGCUGGAAACGACGGUAAACCUUACCACUACCUCCUAAAAUCUGUUUAUAAACUCAUAUACCAUCUCGUGGAAAACAAUCGAGAUUUUGCAAUUGUAUUCCGUACGUAUGGUCUAGAUGCUCCGAACGUCAUUUCAAGUAUCGCAAAAGGGCUACAAGGAGAUCAUCCAGACUUUCCCAUCAAAGAUCUUGGAUUAAAAGUAACUUUUCAGCAUGGGCUGAUUACCAGGAAAAACGACGAUUCAUGUGUUUUCCAAACCGUAGAAAAUCAGGACGAUCAGGACACACUAGAAGGGUCAGAGAUCACGGACGAGCGUGCAAUUUACAACAUGCUCAACGCAAAGGAGGGCAUCUCAGGGUACAAGGAUGAUUUCAUAUUCUGGCAGAGCAACAAUUACAGUCACGAGGCGGCCAAACCGCUAUACGUUGAUCCUUUUGACGAUGAAGUCCAUCACAUAUUCUUCGACGACAAUAUUCGGACACUAGAAGAUGACAGUAUCGUCAACGUAAGGUUGUUUGAAACAGAAGGAUGUGCAACGGCGAAAAGUUUGUCCAAAACGGAAGCUGCCAAUUUCGAGAACGUGUGUUUGGUGCAGGCGGAUUUGUUGAUGGCAAUUCAAGACGAUGACUAUUACGUUAAGUCGGUGGAUCAGUGUGAGAAAAACUACACAAACUUCGUAAAUAAAUAUCGACUUAAAAGAAUGGACGAUUUGUGCUCCGUAGGUACAGAUCUAAAAGACGAACUUUGUUUACAGGGUAAAGGAUGACAGACAAUUUAGGGGUACCGCACCUGCUUAGCCUUAGUUUACCAGGAAGAAAAGACGAUUUAAGAUAUCUAGUAUCUUAGAGAACACUUGAUAUCAGCCGACAAUCGAGGUAGACAGAAAUGUUUCAGUGGAUUGCGCCUUUGUGGACAGUCGUGCAUGGAUGUCGUGUUUCAGUGAUAUACGUAAAAGGUACUAAUACUAUAGUAUCACAGGCUCGACUCUUAAUUAUCUAGGACCAAGAAAGAAACCCUGUGGAUUGUUGUUUUUGUUUCUCUUUAGUUGCUUUCAGACGCAUUUUACGUCCCCCUGAAAACGUUCACUUUUGCAAUUAAAAAAUGGGGAAAUGUUAAAAUUUUGGAGAUUUAGUCAUGAAAUGAGCAUUUUUCUCUUUUUAAUUUGUAGGCCACCUGGGAAUUUCAAAGUUUUCAAAAUUAAAACGUUUCAUAGAAAACCGGACUAUCUUUAAUGUGUAGUUACCAAACAACGCCGACCGUUCCAGUGGAAUGUAUAACAGUUUUGGCGAACGGAAAACGUCCCACGUGUUUAUUGGAAAAUAAGUGUUGUGACAACCCUAGCAAUGUUUUGCUGAAAGAUUAGAAAUGUAGGUGCAUUAUCAAAGACCACCAAUUUCGACACGACUGUUUUUUACCGUGGUUUUAGGACGAGGUCACGUACCACCUACAUAAGUAUCAUGGCUAUACGAGAUCAUGUCCUUGUAUAUUAUCUCGUGGGAUUUAACUGAACAAAAGGACUUUGACUGACGGUUAAGCAUAGACUCAUACCACUGGUAUUACCAAAGGAGAAUAACUUGUGACUUAAGCGAGUUGGUAAAAAAUAAAACUGUGGUCUGGCAGUGGAAUUAAGCAUUUCUAUGGCUGACCGUGUAAUGAUAUACCUUAAGUAUGUAAACAGGUCGUUGUAAUCUUAAGUUUUUGUUACACUUGAUCAAUCUAAUCCGCAGGCUUCGAUCGUUGUCUACGUAAAGCGAUUGUGUUCAGGGAUCGUGUAUAUUGCUAUUCUGGUGCAAUGAGCAUGUGUUUUGUUAUUUUGGAGAUUAUAGAUGUAAUGCAUGUUGUUCUCUGACAAGUGAAAAUGAAUUAUGCGACUAUAAGUGAAAUGUAAGUAUGUAUGUGCGACUUUCCUUUUCAUAAAGCAAUAUGUGAUAACUCUGGUUCAUUGUUUAUGAGACAAAAUACUUCUCCAGCCGUGACCCGGAUGUUUUAAUCCGUUCUUGACCUCAUAGCUCACAUAAUUGAUCAAUUUACAAGUUAUUUGAUUGUCAUGGCUUUAGUUUAAUAUGACUUUGUGACGUCACGAACCUCCGCUGGGUAUCACACCAGCGAACCCAGAAUUUCUAGUCCAACGUUUUACCACUGAGCUAAAGGCCCUCGACGAGUCGAAGCUGGUGUGGCACUAUGUACAAUAAGUGUUAAAUACACAUAUACAAUUAGUAAUGAUACUUGACAGCUAUAGAACCGAGUUCAAUUUUACCUCGAUUUUAGAUUUACAUUAUUGAGUUUAUCAUGCUACACUGAUUAUUCAGAUAUCAAAACUUCAAAGUGAUUUUUAUACACGUUGUAACGCUUCAAAUUUUAUCCUUCAGUAUGUUGAUUUCAUUAUGACGUGACUACCUGUUCUUUGUUUAGCAUUUUUUAACAUUUUUUGAACUAUUAAAACACUCCUGAUAUUUUUUUAUAAA